AAUGUAGCACUGAUUGUAUAUUUCAAGGACAAGUGAAAAGUAUUUGUAAGAAUUUGGUGACGAUUCAUUCUUCUUUAUCAAAUGUAAAGGUUGUGAAAUGGUUCUAUAUAAGUUAUAUUGGAUAUAUAUCAACUUUAUUAAACAGGUUUUAACGUUUUAUGUCUAACUGACUUGAUCAACAAUAAUAAUGGAUAUGUUGCAAAAGUAAUAUAGGAAUUUACUUUGGGAACGACAAAAACUAUAUGUGCACCCCUGUUAUUUACUCGGAGGCACUAAAAGAACAAAUUUAAGACUAAAUAAUUCUCGAUAUUCUUAGUUGGUUAGUUUAACCAGUAAAAAUGCCGACCCCACAAACAAUGCCGGGCUCAUUAGCUGAGUUUUUUCUACUUGCGGAGACGAAUCCAAAAGAGUUCAAUCCAAUGAGUUAUAUUAAACCUUACACUAAUGGUACGAAUAUGACUGAUAUAGACAUAGAAGAAAAGAUUAUUGGAAGAAGUCUUGCGUUAGUAAUAGCAUAUGGCGUUCUUGCAGCAGUGGCUUUGUUUGGAAACAUUCUUGUGUGUCAUGUGAUCUUCAGUCGAAGGCGCAUGCGUACUGUGACAAAUAUAUUCAUUGCAAAUCUUGCAGUGUCGGAUCUACUUCUUAUAGUACUUAACGUUCCAUUUAACAUCGCAAAGGAUUUGAUGAGAGAGUGGUUAUUUGGAGAUGCUUUGUGUCGCAUCAUGAACAUGUCCCUUAUAAUGUCGUGUUAUGCUUCUACAUUGACACUAACAGUUAUAGCUUUAGACAGACACCGUGUAUUGUUAUACCCUUUACGUCCACGAAUCAUGAAGUCCGGAGGAAUGGUGGUUGUGUCACUAAUAUGGCUUGUUUCAGUAUGUUUAGCACUACCCUUUGCAAUUUACAGCAAACCGCUAAAAAUCGAUUGGCUUUAUACACAUUUCACAAGGUGUAUGCCCAAUUAUCCGAGUCCAAAAAUUGAACAAUGUUUGACGAUUAUUACAAUAAUCCUCCAAUACUUUAUUCCACUUACGGUGAUUGGCGUCACAUACGGACGAAUAGUACGUCGAAUAUGGGAAAGAACGGACCUUGGCGCAGUAACAGCAUAUCAGCAUGCCUGUAGAUCAAAGCACAAGAAAAAAAGCAUAAAAAUGUUGAUGAUAGUAGUCAUUGUUUUUGCCAUCUGCUGGAUGCCACUAAAUCUAUACCAUUUGCUUACUGAUGUCCAUCCUGAUAUAGAGGCAUUUAAUUAUGACACUACAGCUUUCUUUGUUUGCCAUUGGAUUGCUCUGAGUUCCACUUGUUACAAUCCGUUUAUAUACUGUUGGCUUAACGAGGCAUUCCGUGCUGAGAUAAGAGCUGUUUUUAGAUGUUGUUGCCCUGUUGAUAUCAAUAUAUACCCCCGAGAUAACAAAAUGGACUCUUUAAGCCAAUCAGAUUCAAUGUCGCUCCAAAUCAAACCGAAGUCUUUGUUUACAUCGAAGCGAAACAGUACAAUGGUUGAGAAUCUCAAUACGUCAUUGCAUCAUAAUCAUACACACAGCGGAUGUGACUGUCGGAGUAAUUUUUUGACGUCAUCAACAUGGCGGAACGGUAAUCCCGCAACAGAAAGCGUUGACCUCUUGGAACAUGAAAGAAAUCAAGCUGCGUGCCCCCAUUAUAAACGUUACACUAAAUAAACAGGUUUUAUAUAUGUCUUAUAAGGAAGUGCUUUGAGUUGUUUAUAGUCAAAAUAUGAAAUAAUUUUAUAUCAAAGUACUGUAUAAACUAUUUUCUGUAUGUGUAUGUAAAUAAAUAUUGUAAAUUCAAAAAAGUAGAAAAUAAAUGUACAUUAAUUUUGAUGAUAAAUUGCAUAUAAAUGUUUGAAAAUGUUAUAGUUGGAAUAUAGUAAUGCUGCAUAUUCCCAGGAAUUAUGUAUAUAGCUGUUUUAUUGUAUAUAUCCUUUUUGUAUAUAGUUUAUUAUGUAAUGUAGAUAACUUUUAAACAGAGAGACACAUAACAUUUUACAUUUAAUGUUAUUCAAUUUUUAAUUUAAAAUACUACUCGAAUGGUCUUCUACUACACAUGUAAUAUGUUUUUAUCAUUCAUUUUCCUGAUUUCAUUUGUUGUUUUAUCAGUAAAAUAUUUGAUUUUAUCUUACAUUAUUCUAAUCUUACACUUUUCUUUUGUAUUAUUUUAUUAACAUAGAUUUAUUGAAACUUCUUUGUUGUAUGUUAUUUAUCUUAGACUGUAAUUUUGUUAGAAAAAUAUUCUACGAACUGUAAUAAUAAUUGUUGUAUUUUUUUCUUUGAAACAUCCUUUAUUAUCAGAAUUGAUUGUAAAUUAAAUUGCUCAUUUAUAAGAAAGCAAAACAUCAAGUUCAAUUUUCCAGCAGUGUCUCGAUCUUAUUCCAUAAUAACAAGCAAGAAAGUACUUAAGUUAGUUGUUUUAUUUCUAAUUAAAAAAUCUCAUUUUCGUAUAAUAUUAAUUUGCUUUUCCUUUGCAAAUAAACUUUUCUAAUACUACUAUCAAAAAUCUUGCUAAUAAUUAUGUAAACCCUAACUUAUUUCUUACAAUUAUAUUAUGCUAUUUGGUAUAUUGAAUAAUAACAUAUCAUAAACAUUUAGAAACUAAAUAUAUUGAUAUAAAUAAUGCAUGCAUGCGAACGUGUUUGAGUACGUACGUACAUAUGUAUGUGCAUUUUUCCAUAGAUGGUAUUGUUGUGUCGUGUAUCUGCAAAAAUGUUGAAUAUUUUAUCAUAAUUAACUAAAAAGGAAAAAAACACUUGAAUAGUAUAAACGUUUUGAAAAGUAUAGCCAGUGUUCCUAUUAUAACAUUAACUUUUUCUGUGUAUAAAAGUAACAUUUGCUUCGUUAGCAUAAAUGUGUUUGCUAUGAACAUGUUUUAAUCAUUGUAAUAUACUCGUACAUGUAUGGUUACUUAGAUAUCAUUACAAAAACCUAUUUGCUUUUGCAGAAAUUAUCUUUUAAGAUAUGGUUUGCAGACAAACACAUGCUCAAAUUAAAUUCAACUGAUAAGCUUAUGUAUGAUUUCCAAACAAGUGACUGUGAAUAUGUUUUGAUGGUCUGAAAUGUGAGUGCAGAUGUUGUUGAGUUAAAUAAAAUAGUUUUUGACAAAAA
Messenger RNA from Ruditapes philippinarum (Manila clam), 3119 nucleotides. RefSeq names its product G-protein coupled receptor 83-like. Lineage: Eukaryota; Metazoa; Mollusca; Bivalvia; Venerida; Veneridae. The record is from RefSeq and is a predicted model, not a curated record. Gene Ontology annotation, molecular function: neuropeptide binding; neuropeptide Y receptor activity. Bases 339 to 1679 code for a protein of 446 amino acids. The transcript has a single exon. Gene Ontology annotation, biological process: G protein-coupled receptor signaling pathway. Gene Ontology annotation, cellular component: plasma membrane; neuron projection.